UUGCGCAAUUCUAGUGCGCAGCUGAUCCUCCAGAAUGCAUGCGUGUCGCUUUGGCCUUGUCGACGUUGCCUAUUUGGUGACGUAAGGAGAUCCGGGUUGUUUGGAGCAAGAUGGCGGAAGUGGACGAGUUAAAUAAACCUCUGUUUGCAGGGUUAUCAGACGUGUCCAUAGCGGAUGAUAUCCCAGUGGAAGGAGAUAUCACUCUACCCAUGAGCUCUCCGAGCGCCAACGAUGAGAUCUCCACACUGGAUGAACCCGUGAAAGACACAAUCUUGAGGGAUUUGAAGGCAGUUGGUCAGAAGUUUGUGCAUGUGAUGUAUCCGAAGAAAAGCUCAGCCUUACUGCGAGACUGGGAUUUGUGGGGACCUUUGCUGCUGUGUGUUGCUCUGGCAUUGAUGCUGCAGGGUGGAUCUGCAGACAGUAAGGAUGACGGAGGUCCUCAGUUUGCUGAGGUCUUUGUUAUCGUCUGGUUUGGUUCAAUUAUCAUCACCGUCAACUCCAAACUACUGGGAGGAACCAUAUCUUUCUUCCAGAGUCUGUGUGUAUUAGGUUAUUGUAUCCUUCCCUUGACGGCAGCCAUGUUGGUUUGUCGUCUCGUCCUGCUCAGCUCCAACGGAUUGGUCAGCUUCAUUGUUCGGCUGGUGGUCGUCACCGCCUCCUUUGGCUGGUCAACAUUCGCCUCCACAGCGUUCCUUGCUGACAGCCAGCCACCUAAUCGGAAAGCUCUGGUCGUUUACCCGGUCUUCCUCUUCUACUUUGUGAUUAGUUGGAUGAUCCUGACCUUCUCUCCUUCAUCCUAACAUUUGCUCGCUCUCCACCAAUCAGCAGAGGGACUUAACUCGAAGCCCCUCCCUCCCUACCCUCACUGUCAUGUUGACCAGGAGGAUGGACCUGAUAUUCUGGGGGUGGGGUUUUCCUAAAAAAGGGAAAUGGCAUGUUGAUCUUUCCUUUUUUCUUUCAUUCUUAUGUAUGGACAGAUGGAGAGCUGGAGAAGAAAAAAGGGGAGAGAGAGAGAUGAAAACUAUUUUGUACUCCGUUAACACACUUCUACAUGUCUUUACACCUUCAUGUACAUCAGCAGAAUUGUGCGUGUGUGUGUGUGUGUGUGUGUGUGUGAGUCUGUGUGUGUAAACGAUGUUAAUGUGUCUGUCCUGAUUCAAUAAUCUUCACUUCUAAUAAAAAAAUAAUUAUUUCA
This is a messenger RNA of Hemibagrus wyckioides, 1195 nucleotides long. It is a transcript of the gene yipf6, whose product is annotated as Yip1 domain family, member 6. Lineage: Eukaryota; Metazoa; Chordata; Actinopteri; Siluriformes; Bagridae. Bases 111 to 800 code for a protein of 229 amino acids. Gene Ontology annotation, biological process: endoplasmic reticulum to Golgi vesicle-mediated transport. The record is from RefSeq and is a predicted model, not a curated record. The transcript has 7 exons. Gene Ontology annotation, cellular component: membrane; trans-Golgi network.